Molecule: messenger RNA, 1746 nt
Organism: Kwoniella botswanensis
Lineage: Eukaryota; Fungi; Basidiomycota; Tremellomycetes; Tremellales; Cryptococcaceae
Exons: 10
Coding region: 1-1746 (581 amino acids)
Biological process (GO): (1->6)-beta-D-glucan biosynthetic process; fungal-type cell wall organization
Cellular component (GO): plasma membrane; endoplasmic reticulum membrane
Molecular function (GO): glucosidase activity
Source: RefSeq, a predicted model, not a curated record
AUGCCACCAAGAGGGGAAGGCUCGACUUCCCUUUUGAGGAAAAGAUCAGGAGGUAAAAACAAGAAAUAUGGACCUACCGCUCAACCCUCACCUCCUUCACCGGGAGUUGCGCUGAUGGAUGCACCUCUUGAAGGAGAUUUCGAAGAUGGGUUGGACCCUCGAAACCCAGCAGCAUUAGGGUUGGAUAAGACAUUCUCAGGUGAUCCAGAGGCAGAUGAUUAUCUGCAUAAUCCGGAUGUGGAUGAGUGGGGAGCAAUGGACGACCGAGGGAACGUAUUUACUGUUCGAGGAGCAGCCAACGUGGGAUGUCUAGUAAUUUUAAUGAUAGGGAUCAUAGCCCUUUUCGCUGGAUAUCCCAUAGCAGACUUCUACACUCAAGGAUCACUGGACUCGAAAGGGGGCUAUAAUCUAGGUGGGAUCAACGCAACUGGUCAGAUACCCUCGAUAAGAGGUUUCGCAAGUAUGAUAGAUGAAGAUACACCUUCGGACGUCUACACGAGGACGGGUUAUGAUGGUGAAGAAUAUACGCUGGUCUUCUCGGACGAGUUCAACAAAGAUGGGAGAACAUUCUUCCCAGGAGAUGAUCCAUUUUUUACUGCUCCCGACAUUCAUUACUGGGCAACCGGUGAUUUCGAAUGGUACGAGCCCUCCGCAGCAACAACCCGAGACGGUAACCUCGUCUUGAGGAUGUCUCAACAAUCAAUUCACGAUCUCAAUUUCAAAUCGGCGAUGUUGCAAUCAUGGAAUCAACUAUGUUUUCAAUACUCUUUCUACCUCGAAGCGAGGAUAUCCUUACCUGGUAAUACGAGGUAUGGAGGGUUCUGGCCGGGUUUAUGGUUGUUUGGUAAUCUGGGUAGACCAGGUUAUGGAGCUUCGACUGACGGUACUUGGCCAUAUACGUAUGAUUCUUGCGAUAUUGGGACAUUGCCUAAUCAGACGAAUGUAGAGGGGACGGGACCCGAGGCAGCUUUGACUUCAAAUAAUGGUCAACCAAUAUCGUACCUUCCAGGUCAAAGAAUGUCCGCAUGUACCUGUCCAGGGGAAGAUCACGCUGGACCAGACGUAUCAGUAGGCAGAGGAGCACCAGAAAUCGACGUCCUAGAAGCACAAGUUGAUUUACAUGUUGGUCAAGGUGUAUUAUCGCAGUCAUUUCAAGUGGCUCCUUUCGACGAAGGGUAUCAAUACAAGAAUACCACAGACGUAGCACAUCAGUACGAUACCGAUUUGACAAGUUUCAAUACCUACACGGGUGGUGUUUACCAGGAGGCGGUAUCGAGCUUGACUUUCGUUGGGACGGAUAUAUAUCAAGGGACAAGCCGAGAAUUCGGUGUCCAAGGCGUUGAGAUGUUCACCAAUCCGAAUGAUAGAUCAAGCGGACAUAUCACCUGGGUUGCCAAUGGUGAAAAAUCAUGGACGAUGUAUCCCGGUGCAGUGGGAGCAUCAAAAUCAAUGCAGAUUGGACCUCGUAUCUUGCCCGAAGAACCAAUGGCGCUGGUGAUCAACUUCGGAAUGUCAAAUAAUUUCCAAGCAGUAGAUUUCGUCAACCUCGAUUUUCCAGCGGAAUACUUGAUAGAUUACAUUCGCAUCUAUCAACGACCCGAAGGUAGAAUAGGAUGUGAUCCCGACGAUCAUCCUACAGCAGAUUAUAUCGAGAAACAUAUCGAGGCAUAUACGAAUCCCAAUAUGACCAUUUGGAGCGAUACGGGUUUCGCCAUGCCUAAAAAUCGGUUGAAAGACCAAUGUUAG